Pleuronectes platessa (European plaice) is the source of this 975-nucleotide messenger RNA. Its product is annotated as olfactory receptor 2AT4-like. The record is from RefSeq and is a predicted model, not a curated record. NCBI's taxonomy places the organism in Eukaryota, Metazoa, Chordata, Actinopteri, Pleuronectiformes, Pleuronectidae. Bases 1 to 975 code for a protein of 324 amino acids. Gene Ontology annotation, biological process: G protein-coupled receptor signaling pathway. Gene Ontology annotation, molecular function: olfactory receptor activity; G protein-coupled receptor activity. Gene Ontology annotation, cellular component: membrane. The transcript has a single exon.
AUGCCAGAGGGAAAUCUCAGCACAGUAACUGAAUUCUUCCUCACUGGAUUCCCGGGUCUUCAUCCAGAAUACCAAGGUCUCGCCUCCGCGGUGUUGUUCUUGGUUUACUCCCUAACUCUGAUGGGCAAUGCAACGAUUAUUUUCCUAUUUGCUACAGACAGCUGCCUUCAUAAGCCGAUGUAUUAUAUCAUCCUGAAUCUCUGUGCUUGUGACAUUCUCUUCAGCACGACCACGCUGCCUAAGAUCAUCAGUAAGUAUUGGUUUCAAUCAGGGACCAUCUCGUUCAACGCUUGUUUUAUCCAAAUGUACUUCGUUCACUAUCUGGGCACCGUGAAUUCCUUUAUUCUAUUCCUGAUGGCUUUAGAUAGGUAUUUGGCGAUAUGUCAUCCCCUCACAUAUUCACUCAUCCUUAAAAAGUCCACCAUCUACAUCCUCAGUAUUACUGCAUGGAUUUUUGCCAAGGCACCCGCUUUAAUGUUAGUUAUUAGGGCGUACCCUCUUCCUUACUGUGCCUCAAACAUAAUCAAUCACUGCUACUGCGAUCACAUUGGUAUAACAACACUGGCAUGCACGGACAGGGCCCCGUAUGGCUUUCCUGCUAUGGUUGUUGCAAUGGUUAUGCUACUGGGGCCUCUGGCAUUUAUCAUUUUCUCAUAUUGCAGCAUAAUUGUCGCAGUGCUUAGGAUAGCAAAUGUCCAAGGUCGCCUGAAGUCUCUGUCCACAUGUAGCACUCAACUGAUUAUAAUUUUACUCUAUUAUUUACCGAGAUGUCUUGUAUAUCUCUCAAGUAAUGUUGGCAUUAAAUUUAGCCCUGAUGUGAGAAUAGUAAUUAUCAUGCUGUACAGCCUUGGUCCCCCGAUGAUUAACCCACUCAUUUAUUGCUUAAGAGCUAAAGACAUGAGGGAGAGUUUGAGGAAACGGUUCAAAAAAAGGACUGUCGCACAAAAAACACAAGUUUCUGUUGUUACUGACUGA